AUGCAAAUCCACGACGCCCACUCGCCCGCCGAGCCCUUGGACUUCCUCCAGGCCUGGGGAGCCGUCCACUCCACCGUCAAGGUCCACCAGCUGGACACGCCCGCGCCUGGCCAGCCCACGCCAGCACUGCUCUCUGCCGUCCCGCGGUCCCCCGCCGUGCGCGAUGAGGCCAUCCAGGCGCUCCUGGGCGCCGGCGUGUGCAUCUCCCUGACGGACGGCGGCGUCUGCAAGGCCACCGCGGUGGGCGAGACUGCACGAUGCAACCGGAUGCCGCCUACGCCCUCGGCCCAGCGUCGCGUCGCCCUCCGUGGGGACCGCGUCUUCAAGUUCGAGCCGCCCGGUGCCCAGCUGCAGCCGUUCAGCUUCACGGGCUCCUGCCGCGGCGGCAUGACCGCCGGUUUGUUGAAACGGGUGCGCCACGGCCUGGACGUGGACGGCCCCAACACGGCCGACCUGGGGUGCAAGAAGCGGCGGCUGAGGACCGAGCUCAUCACGAGCCGGCUGUCCCACGCGUACUCGCAGCCCGCGACGCACAUCCUCAACCGCGAGGGUCAGAAGUCGGGCGACAAGCGGUUCCUCAAGAUGGCCACCUCGUCCGUGGCGCCCGUCGCGCGGAGGCUCGCCCAUCUGAGGGCAACGUCGUACAUACGGUACUCGACGAUGAACCGCCUGAGGCAGAGGCUCGGUAUACCAUGGCCAAUGAUGAUACCGGUGACGGUCCCGGAUCCCGGACAGCCACAGGCAGGUUCGGGGACGCAAAAGGACGCCGAGAAGGACACCAAAGAAGUACCCACGAGCUUGUUCGAGCUCAAGUCCAAGACCCAGUGGCGGCCUCCAUCGCUGCUCACUGCUUCGCGCGGGCAGUUUGUUCCGCUCGAAGUAAAGGCUACAAAUCAUAAGCCUACCUUGGCCUCAUCAGCUGCUACGUCGUCACGGACCCAAUCUACGCCAUCAUCUCAGGCUCCCGCGUCCAUGCCCUCCCGGCCGCCUUCAUCCUUCUCGUCUCGGCUACCACUGGCCUUGCCGCCUCGGCCUCCAUCGGCUUUGCAGACCCGGUCCACACCCGCCUUGUCCCAAUCAGACUCGUCACCUUCCCGAAACAACAAGGCCCUUUCGCCCAAACCCGUAUCGUCCUUGGCCCAUGCACCUGAUGCAGGGGCGGCAAAGGGCACGUCGUCGUCGGGACCUGCUCGCCCAAUCUCCUCGCCUGAGCGACCGCCCUCCUUCUACGACAACCUGGAGGAAGACAGCUUCGCGUCGCGUCACCUGAUCGACGACGACUUCAACGACUCCGUGGACGACCCAGAUCAGGUGUACUCGGACUUUAGUGUAAUAUUUAGUACUAACAAGAAAAAGAAGGGCAAGAAGAAGAAGGCAGACGGGGACUGUACGGGCGGCGAGGAUAACGGGGGCGAGGGGAGCGGUUCGGAGGACGAGGACGGGUCAUACGAGGAGUUUCUGGAUGAGCUCGACGGCAUCUCGUGGGUGGCCUUCUAG
Clonostachys rhizophaga is the source of this 1497-nucleotide messenger RNA. Lineage: Eukaryota; Fungi; Ascomycota; Sordariomycetes; Hypocreales; Bionectriaceae. The record is from the annotation of a GenBank genome assembly.